Messenger RNA from Durio zibethinus, 714 nucleotides. NCBI's taxonomy places the organism in Eukaryota, Viridiplantae, Streptophyta, Magnoliopsida, Malvales, Malvaceae. The record is from RefSeq and is a predicted model, not a curated record.
AUGGCUAUCAAAACCCAGGAACUAAUUGUUACUGUCCCUUGUCGUCGCCAUCUACUGCCAUUCUUCGCUGAUGCAUCUACUUCUUUUGGUCAUGACCACUGCUACCUUCUAUCGUUGCUCACUUUUACUGUUAUGAUAUGUCAAUGGCACAUAUGUAGUUCUACAUCGACUAUCAGCACCCGAGACAAAACAACCACGAAUCCUGAAUAUGCAAAAUGGAUCAAACAAGAUAAGUUGAUCCUAUAUGCCAUCAUCGCCUCAAGUGGCGAAACUGUAGUACUUAUGACAGCUGCUUCGAAAACCUCCUAUGGAGCAAUGACAAGAUUGACCAACCUGUUUGCAAGCAAAACUAGGUCAAGAGUCAUGUAUUUUAAGAAAAAGUUAUCCUUGUCUACUCAAGGCAACAAGCCAGUGGCUGAAUUCAUGCCGGUAAUGAAAAGUAUUGCAGAUGAACUAGCUUUGGCUCAAGCACCAGCUACUGAAGAUAACUUAAUAAUCUUUAUUCUAAAUGGUCUUGGAAUGCAGUUUAGAGAAAUUUCAACAGCAAUAAGGGCUCGAGAAAGUGCAAUAUCAUUAGAGGAAUUACAUGACAAACUCACUAACUUUGAAGCAGUGAUCAAGCAAGAGAAGCUCAUUACCACACCUGUUAUAACAACCAACAUGGUAAGGAAGGGAAAAAGAUAUGAACAGCAACAAAAAGGUAAUAACCCUUGA